AUGGGGGGAACUUGGACUCACUUUAGGGAGAUUCUCAGAACCUGGAUGCUUAAGGAGCAGCUAUGGACCCAGAGCCUGGAUGAAGCUAACAUGCUGCAGCAGAAGAGGAUCUGGGAGUCUCCCCUACUUAAGGCAGCCAAGGAGAAUGAUCUCUGCACCCUCAAGAAGUUGAUUCUGGAUGGUCCCUGUGAUAUUCAUCAAAGAGGGGCCCUGGGGGAGACAGCACUACAUAUUGCUUCCCUUUAUGACAACCUGGAGGCAGCCAAGUUGCUGAUGGAAGUUGCUCCUGAACUGGUGAAUGAACCAAUGACCUCUGAACUGUAUGCAGGCCAAACAGCACUUCAUAUGGCUACUGUGAACCAAAAUACAAACUUGGUGAGGGCCCUGCUGGCCCAUGGAGCCAAUGUUUCUGCCCGAGUUACUGGAAAAGCCUUUCAUCAAAAUAAACUCUUCUACUUUGGGGAGCAUCCUUUGUCCUUUGCUGCUUGUAUGGGCAAUGAGGAGAUCGUCCGCCUACUUAUUGAGUUUGGAGCCAACAUCAGAGCCCAGGAUCACUUGGGAAACACAGUGCUGCACAUCCUAGUCCUGCAACCUGGCAAAAAUCUUGCCUGCCAGAUGUACAAUGUAUUGCUAUCCUAUGAUAGCCAUGGGAGUCAUCUACAGCCACUUGAGCACAUCUCUAACCACCAGGGCCUCACUCCCUUCAAGUUAGCUGGUGUGGAAGGCAAUACUGUGAUGUUUCACCAUCUGAUGCAAAAGCGCAAAUAUAUCCAAUGGACACAUGGCCCAUUGUCCUCCACGUUGUAUGAUCUCACGGACAUCGAUUCCUGGGGAGAUGAAUUAUCCUUCCUGGAACUUAUUGUCUCCACCAAGAACCGUCAGGCCCGCCAGAUCCUAGACCAGACUCCUGUGAAGGAACUGGUGAACCUUAAGUGGAACAGGUUUGGGAGACCAUACUUCUACAUUCUGGGUGCCAUUUAUGUUCUCUACAUGAUUUGCUUCACCAUGUGUUGUGUUUACCGUCCUCUCAAGCCUCGAAAUGACAACCAAACCAGUUCGCGAGACAUGACUCUCUUCAAAGAAAAAUGUCUUCAGGAAUCCUAUGUGACUUCUGAGGAUUAUAUUCGGCUGGUUGGGGAGCUGAUGUCUGUCAUUGGAGCUGUGGCCAUUUUACUCUCAGAGAUUCCGGACAUCUUCAGAGUUGGGUUUGCUCGAUACUUUGGACGCACCAUCCUUGGGGGACCUUUCCAUGUCAUCAUUAUCAUCUAUGCCGGCUUGGUGCUGGUAACCAUGGUGAUGCGGCUCACCAGCACAUCCGGGGAGGUGGUGCCCAUGUCUUUUGCCCUGGUGCUUGGCUGGUGCAAUGUGAUGUACUUCGCCCGAGGAUUCCAGAUGCUGGGCCCCUUCACCAUCAUGAUCCAGAAGAUGUUUUUCGGGGAUCUAUUACGAUUUUGCUGGCUGAUGGCUGUGGUCAUCCUGGGCUUUGCUUCUGCGUUUUAUAUCAUCUUUCAGACGGAGAAUCCAAACCAGCUGGGCCAAUUCUUCAGUUAUCCUAUGUCAUUAUUCACCACCUUUGAGCUCUUCCUUACAAUUAUUGAUGGUCCUGCCAACUAUGAUGUGGAUCUGCCCUUCAUGUACAGUGUGGUCUACUUUGCCUUUGCCAUCAUCGCCGCCCUCCUGAUGCUCAACCUCUUCAUUGCUAUGAUGGGAGAUACUCACUGGCGGGUGGCCCAUGAGCGGGAUGAGCUCUGGAGAGCCCAGGUUGUGGCCACCACAGUAAUGUUGGAGAGAAAGCUACCACGCUGCCUAUGGCCUCGCUCAGGGAUCUGUGGGAGAGAAUUUGGUCUUGGAGAUCGAUGGUUCUUGCGGGUUGAAGAUUUUCAGGAGCACAAUCCUCUUCGUGUGCUCCGAUAUGUAGAAGCCCUCAAGUCAUCUGACCAAGAUGAAUCAGAACAAGAACAGCUAUCUGAGAAGCUACAAUCCAAGCAGAAGUGUAAAACCCUGGGGAAGGCCUCAUUAGCAGCCCCAACACCCUCUUUAUCCCGAACUACAUCUCAGAGCAGCUCCAGUCACUGGGGCUGGGAGGUUGUUCGCCGAAACACCUUGGGCCAUGUGAACCAUGGUCUGGAUUUGAGAGAUGGGGAUGAGGAGGAGAAAGUCUACCACGUAUGACUCAGACAUACUUGACUCUUGACCUUCUGACACUGGAGGAAGAAAAAUGUUUAUCCUAAUGUGACUAAUCGUGACUCCCAAGUCACUAUUGGAAUGUGGGUCAUCCAGCCCAUUCAAUAAUUUAUCCCACUCUGACAGUGUAGAGUGGUGGUCAUUCUGUCCACAAAUCCUCAUGCCCUAGCAAAGGAAUAAGGAUUGGGUCAAAUGCUCUUUUAAUUCCAAGUCUGCCAUGGCAGAGGAAUGGGGUACUAAAGUUUAUGAUUAGCCAUGAUGAAGGAAGCUCUGACAAUAUCUGGGACUCGAUCUUCCAGACUUCCUCCCCUUAGCCACUCUGGGCUCUGAUGGAGUAUGGAAGCAGAAUAAAUCAGCUAGGCUCCAUGGAACUGAAUGUGAGCAGAGCCAGGCAUAGAUUUGUAGCUCUUCCUCCUCUUCUUUAUAUUUAUCCAUAUCCUUAUCAAGCACAUAUGCACUAUUUCCUACUCUAAUAGGGCUUCUAACUUAUAAUGGGGAGGAGUGGUCCCUCUUCUACACUCAUUAGCAUUUCAGAAGUGUGACUGAGUAUUUGUAUCUUUGCACAGAAUGUGAAUCCAUAAAAAUGUGUAACUGGUGUCUAUAUCUGGUCUUUUCUGAUUAGUUUCCUUCGAAUUAGC
Molecule: messenger RNA, 2822 nt
Organism: Antechinus flavipes (yellow-footed antechinus)
Lineage: Eukaryota; Metazoa; Chordata; Mammalia; Dasyuromorphia; Dasyuridae
Gene: TRPV5
Product: transient receptor potential cation channel subfamily V member 5
Exons: 15
Coding region: 1-2172 (723 amino acids)
Biological process (GO): calcium ion import across plasma membrane
Cellular component (GO): membrane
Molecular function (GO): protein binding; calcium channel activity
Source: RefSeq, a predicted model, not a curated record